Morus notabilis is the source of this 1661-nucleotide messenger RNA. RefSeq names its product ATP-dependent Clp protease proteolytic subunit-related protein 1, chloroplastic. Gene Ontology annotation, cellular component: endopeptidase Clp complex. Gene Ontology annotation, biological process: protein quality control for misfolded or incompletely synthesized proteins. The record is from RefSeq and is a predicted model, not a curated record. Lineage: Eukaryota; Viridiplantae; Streptophyta; Magnoliopsida; Rosales; Moraceae. Bases 126 to 1304 code for a protein of 392 amino acids. The transcript is spliced from 9 exons. Gene Ontology annotation, molecular function: ATP-dependent peptidase activity; ATPase binding; serine-type endopeptidase activity.
GAGAGCAAGUGAGAAGUCUCGGAGCGUCCAAGAUUUUCUUGGGAAGCCAUAGAAUAGAAGAGAAGCUUUUCUAGUCUUCUUCCUUCCUUCUGUCGUCCUCUAAUUCCAAUUCUAAGUCCAUUUCCAUGGCUACUUCUCUCAUCUCAUCUCUCUCGGCUCCGUCUUCCUUAGCUCGCCAGCUGGGUCCUUCUAUUGGAUUCCCAAACUCUUCCUUUCUUCAUGGCACAAAGCUAUUCUGCGAACCAUCUUCUUUUCUAGCUUUAUCCGGAAGAGAACGACCCACUUCUCGAAGAUUCUUCGUAUCUCCAUCUGCCAAAUCGCUGGACCAUAUUCCCAAGCAGUUCAGGGAGCAAAAUCUCAAAGAUGGCUUAAUGGAUAAUUAUAAGAAUGCACCCCAGUAUCUGUAUGGCCUUUCUCCUUCCCAAAUGGACAUGUUCAUGACAGAAGAUAAUCCCGUCAGACGCCAGUCAGAAGCAGUUACAGAGGAAAGCAUCUCGUCGUCCCACAACUAUUUGAAUCAUGGAGGGAUGUGGAGUCUAUCAGGCAUGAAAGAUAAAGGUCCUUCAAAAUAUAGCAUGAGUGUAAGCAUGUACCGGGGGGGAGGAGCAAGAGGAUAUGGAAGACCCCGAACUGCUCCUCCGGAUUUGCCUUCCUUACUCUUAGAUGCUCGGAUAUGCUAUUUGGGCAUGCCUAUUGUCCCCGCUGUAACUGAACUUCUUGUUGCUCAAUUUUUGUGGUUGGAUUAUGAUAACCCUUCUAAGCCUAUCUAUUUAUACAUAAAUUCAUCUGGGACGCAGAAUGAGAAGAUGGAGACGGUUGGAUCUGAAACUGAGGCAUAUGCUAUAGCUGAUAUGAUGUCCUACGUCAAGUCAGAUGUCUACACCGUCAACUGUGGAAUGGCUUACGGUCAAGCAGCAAUGCUUCUAGCACUUGGAGCAAAGGGUUAUCGUGCGGUGCAACCUAAUUCCUCCACAAAGUUAUAUCUGCCGAAGGUCAACAGAUCAAGUGGGGCUGUCAUUGAUAUGUGGAUUAAGGCCAAGGAACUGGAUGCAAACACCGAGUAUUACAUUGAGCUACUAGCAAAAGGCAUUGGCAAAUCCAAGGAAGAAAUAGCUAAAGAUGUCCAGAGACCUAAGUAUCUCCAAGCACAAGAUGCCAUAGACUAUGGUGUUGCUGACAAAAUAAUUAGCUCGCGCGAUAUUGCAUUUGAGAAACGGGAUUACGAUGAGAUGCUUGCUCAAUCAAGAGCUAUGAAGAGGGGAGCAGGAGGCAAUCCACAAGCAGCUCCGUCUGGAUUUAGGUAAAUGACAAAGCAUAGCAUGGCUUGCAAGAUAUACAAAGGAGGAGAAGUUCUUCGUUACUUAGCUUACAUAUCUAGCCUGGUCGCAUUUGGGGAUUUGGUUGAACUUUUUGUUGUAAGAUGGGGGACUAAUGAUGUCCCAUUUCAUGACGAUAAGCAGUUGUAGUACUUAGCAAAUGCUGUAGAUGUGGGUACUUUUUGACUGGUUCUAAUGUUUUAAUAUCUUAUCCCACAAGAAAACAUGUAGAGAUUUUGUAUCUCGUGUUUCUUUGUUUCAUGUGAAUAUACUACAGUAACAGAUAUACCUUUGCUUGAUGAUGUUUAUGCUGUGAAAAUUAUGCGUACUGGGUUGUCAUCAGAA